AUGGCCCAUGAUCUUGUUCUUCUUACUGGAGCUACGGGCUUUAUUGGCUUUCGAACUCUAAUCUUUCUUUUGAAAGCGGGUUACAAAGUCCGCGCCGCGGUUAGGAACGCUACAGGAUCCGAAAAGAUUAAAGCUAUAAAACCUAUUGCCCAGUAUGAGUCUCAGAUAGAAUACAUUAUUGUCCCCGAUAUCACUAUACUGGGCGCCUAUGAUGAUGCUGUCAAAGGAGUGAAAUACGUUGUGCAUGUGGCAUCGCCUUUUGCCUCUCCUGAUCUCCUCGAAAGCGAAUUUGAAUCCAAUUAUAUUCAACCAGCAAUUAAAGGGAGCACUGGCAUAUUAGACUCUGCAGCCGCUAUUCAAGGCAUCGAAAGAGUUGUUAUCACCGGGUCCUAUCUUUCAAUCGCUGGCUUUGCUGUCGCAGGCACAGAUGCUGUUGUUGAUGAGACCCAUCGUAGCGCCGUUACUGUUGGGCCAUACCCCAACUGGUUGGCAGCAUACGCUGCUUCAAAGGCUUUGGCUUUUGAGGCUACCAAAGAGUGGAUGGCCAAACAUAAGCCGUCAUUCGAUCUAAUUACCAUUGAGCCAGUUUUUGUGCUUGGUCGAGAUGAUACUGCCACAAGGCCAGAGGACCUUUUCAGAGGUCCCAACGGCACGCUAUUAGGCCCCUUGGUAGGCCAUCCGCAGCCUGAACCAACCAUGUGUUGCCCAGUCCAUGUCGACGACGUGGCGUUGAUGCAUGUCCGAUCUCUUGAUCCUGCUAUUCCUGGCAAUGAAGACUAUCUGUCUAACUCACACUCUCUUGAAAAUAUGGAAUGGGAGCAAUCUUUUGACAUUAUCAAGAAACAUUAUCCAAAGGAAUGUGCCGAAGGUAUCUUCAAGGUCGAUACUACAGAGCGGCCGAAGAGUCUUAAAGUUAGGAUUGACAGUACCAAGGCCGAAAAAACAUUUGGCAUUACCUUCAAAUCGUUUGAAGAACAAGUAUUGAGUAUUGCUGGACAAUAUCUGGAGCUGAUUGGGCGGAAGUGA
Trichoderma asperellum CBS 433.97 is the source of this 1026-nucleotide messenger RNA. RefSeq lists its product as uncharacterized. NCBI's taxonomy places the organism in Eukaryota, Fungi, Ascomycota, Sordariomycetes, Hypocreales, Hypocreaceae. Gene Ontology annotation, molecular function: oxidoreductase activity, acting on the CH-OH group of donors, NAD or NADP as acceptor. The record is from RefSeq and is a predicted model, not a curated record.